AUAUCUUCGUGUGUUUGUAGAUUUUUAGAUUCUUAGCAUGCUUUUGAUGUUUUUAACAAAUUAUAUGGAAAAAUCCUAUCGGCAAAUUCGGAGCCUUUGAGUUUGCACCUCUGUUUUCCUCAGGCCUGGAGUUCAAGGCUCUUUCUCCAUGGAUCUUGAAAUAUUUAUCCAACCUUUGAUAGAGAAAAUAGAACGGUCUUUUCUUUCGCAAAGUCAGAAGGAAGAAGGUGUCAAACUGUUGAACGUAGCGUUGAAAAAUGCAAAGCAGAAACCUAGAAUGUAUGAGUUGGAGAAGCUUCUGCCUCCCAUUUGGAAGGUGGAGGAUAUCAUUGACACCUUCACAGCCAGAAACAAUAGUGUUCCUUUCAAACCCUUUAUACUUUGGAACAGCCCAGUCAUAUUUCCUAAGCAGUUGCACAAACAGUAUAAGUGUCUCAGGGACUUGAAUGAAAUUCAGAGCAGCUCAGGUGGUACAGCGGUUCAGUCAAAAACUUCAAGUAAAGCAGACAAUCAUGGUGUUCUGGAAGAGAAAUCCUCUAGUAACAUAACUCGUUUGAAGAAGUCCUUGAGUAGGUCUAAAGAUGCUGUAGUCCCACCAAAAAAAUCAAUUACAACUACACGAAUCCCGCCCACUAUUUCAGAGGACAAUCAAGUAUUCACAUCAGGAAACAAGGAUGUUGGCAGGGACAGUAGUGUAUUGAAGGAUGAAGGGCAGCAUCAGAGCUGGGCAAAAACUUCUUGCCAUAGAGAGGAAGGGUCUCUCCCAGUCUUCUGGGAGCAUUUAGUAAGCAAGUUAGCUCAACCAAUCCUGGAUCUUUUCCAAUGCCGUGCCUGGGUUCGUGUUUCAGAGGAGUUUAAAGAAAGUGAUCUUCUAGCUGAGAUUUUGAAACAAGUUACAGAUAACGAGCAGGAAGACGAGCUGAACCCAGAGCCCCUACGAUUGAAGCUUUGUAAUUUCCUAGCUCAGAAGAGGUACCUUAUAGUUUUAUAUGAUGUCUGGACGGCUAAUGUUUGGGACAAGCUCAAGCUUUCCCUUCCCAAUUUGAUGAAUGGUAGCCGGGUGAUUCUAACCAUCCAUGAAGGUGAUGUGGCUCAGCAAACCAAUUCUUGGAUCUUUGGGACAGUCUGUGGAAAAGAGUUGUUACGUGGGAAGGUUUGUAAUCCAAAAGUUAAGCAUAGUUGGGGAAGACUUUCUGAUAUUGUGGCCAAUGUGUCGGACAUUGUUGGACUGGAUGAUAAAUUGAAAGAAUUAGCUGAAGUGGUACUUAACAGUCACCCAUUGCAUUUUCUCAUUUCAGUUGUGGGUGUGGCAGGCUCUGGUAAGACAGCUCUAGUCAAGGCAUUUUACAACAGCUUAGCAGUUAAGCAACAUUUUGACUGCCGAGCUUUUGUUUCUGUUUCUCAAGUGUUUGAGAUAAGAAAACUCUUGGCUGACUUAGCAAUGCAGCUGGGAAUGCUGCAGAAGGAUGAGAGCUGGUCCAAAGAGGACUUGCUACAAAGGCUUCGAAUUUACUUGACUUGGAAAAGAUACCUAAUAGUUUUAGAUGAUGUCCCUACAGCUGAUGUUUGGAGGGAACUCGGUCUUGUCUCUUCAGAUUCAUCAAAACUUGGUCUUGCCUCUCCAGAUUCAUCAAAUGGGAGCAAGGUGAUACUCACUAUUCGUGAAGCUCAUGUAGCUCGCCAUAUUAAUCCACAUACCGGAGUUCUGCAACUACGUUUGCUAAAUGAUGAUGAAAGUUGGGAAUUGUUCAAAAUGAAGGUACCAGGAGUUGUAGAUCAUGCUGGAUUGAUAACUCUCAAAGAUAAAAUUUUGCAAAGAUGUGGCGGCCUGCCUUUUGAUAUCGUUGUACUUGGAGGUUUGCUGUCUACCAUGCCCCUAGACAUUAAGAAAUGGUCUGGAGUCAUUGAGCAAGUCAAUAAGAGAGAAAGAAAAAAGGGGGUAACUGAAAGGUCCUUAGACCAACCAGCUUCCUUACAUACGAAGCAAGAAAAUGAAAAGAAAAAGAUGCAUGCUUUGGCAUCUCAAGAUGACAAUAAGAAUUCUUUAGCAGAUCAACCAAAUUCUUUGGCUCCAGAUGCUUCAUCAGAUACCAAGCUAGAAGAGAAAGAUGGUAUAGGGGAGAUUGAGGAAGUGAGUCCCAGUGAAGCUCAACCAAACUUCUCAGUUCAACAGUCUUGUUUAGAUAAGAAGCAAGAAGUAGAGGUGAAGCAUAUAGCAACUAAUGAAGGUCAGGAAAGUUCUUCAAAUCAAUUGGCUUUAUCAGAUACCAAGAAAAAAGAAGACAGGACAUUGGUGACUGAGACUACUUAUUUUGACCAAGAUCAAUCAGAUACCUCAGAUGAAACACUCCCAAUUAUCUUGGCUUUAGGCUAUCAGCACCUAGAUACCGGUUUAAAGUUGUGUCUUAACUAUUUAGGUCUCUUUCCGAAAUCAUACAGGGUCCCUUUUAGGAGGUUGUUUUUGCUAUUGGUUGCUGAUGGACUGUUGAACCAGUCAACUGAAGAAAGGACUGAAAAUGAUCAAAAAACUGAAAACUCUGGAAGUUCUGAAGCACAGUUGUGGAAAUACCUUGCAGAACUAGAAAGGAGAAACAUGAUUGAGGUAGAAAAACGGAAGUUAGAUGGGAGCCCGAAAACCAUUUUUAUGCGAAGUAAUGUAUAUGAUGCAUUAUCUCAAAGAGCAAUGAGAGUUGGAUUCUUUGGCAUUCACUCCAAAGGGGCCCAAGAAUCCUCCAACACAGCCAAGUUUUUCCGAAGGCUUGUAGACUAUGGAGAGAUCAGCAGUGGCAGCCUUCCAAAUUGUAGCUCUUUCUUGCGUUCUUACAUUUCUUUCCCUGUAACUGUAAACAAUUUCCCUGCAUUUGGAGUAGAAAUAUUUCUCAAGGAUAUUAUUAAGGCAGCUUUUGGGUUACUUGUCAUACUUGAUUUAGAAACUGUCUACCAACCAGUGCUACCCAAACAUCUAAGCAAAUUGCCGAACCUCAAGUAUUUGGGUUUAAGAUGGACUUUUUUGGACAGGAUUCCAGAUUCAGUUGGUGACUUGCCUUGCCUUCAGACUUUGGACGUGAAGCAUACUGAUAUAAGCACUUUGCCUGUUAACCUUUGGAAGGCAAAAAAUCUUCAACAUCUUUACUUGGACGACAUUUUUCUUGAAGUUGAUGGAUCUAUCUCAAAGGCACCAAACACUCAUGGAUCAUUAACUAAUCUGCUGACUUUAUCAGGUCUGAUGAUCCACAAUAAGAGUUCUGUAGCUUAUUUGAAUGCAACAGUGAUGAGUGGUCUUAGAAAACUGGGAGUAAAAUGCUAUGAAGAAUUCACUGAAGAGAUAGUUCGCUGGAUUUCUCAAUUGAGGAAACUUCGAUCAUUGAAGUUGGGGUCAAUAAAAAGAAGUGGCGAAUCUUCACCACUCAAAUUAGCCGACUUCAGAUGUCUUGUUGAGCUAUCUCAGUUGUAUUUGUUUGGACAACUUCCUAAGACAUUUGAUUUUGGAGCAUUUCCCCCAAAUCUAGAGAUCCUUACUUUGUCAGCGUCAAAACUGUUAAAGGACCCAAUGGAAGAACUACAAAGACUGGUGAACCUGAAGAUCCUUAGGCUGUAUGGUGGUUCCUACAUUGGGGAAACAAUGACAUGUCAUCCUGGCAUUCUGCCUCAGCUUCAAGUCUUAAAAUUGUGGAAGCUAGUGGAGCUGAAGGAAUGGAGGGUGGAGGAAGGAGCCAUGCCCGCCUUAGAAGAAGUUGAGAUCAGGUGUUGCAUGAAACUAAAUAAACCUAGUGGAUUGGAGAAGUUGACCACUCUGAAGGACUUGGUUUUGACAAAUAUGGAGGAGGAUUUUGUGAAGGAGGUCAAAGAAAGCAUGGGCAGCAAUGCGUCAAUCAUCAUAGAACAGGACUUGAAGUUUUCUUCUUCCUCUAAAUGAAAUCAUGAAUACAAAUGGAGGCAAGAUCCAAGGGGAUCAACAACAUAUCAUCUCAAAGUAGAAAUUAAGUUUGUGGAGUGAUGUGUUUCAUGGUGUUCAACAGUACGGCUAAGUCUUACCGUAAUUACUUUACCUGAGUGGCUGGGAAAGCAGAGAUUUCCCAAUCCAUUGUUCUAAGCUUUCAUUGUUCUAAUCUUCUUUCUCUAUUUAGUGCAAUUUCCAUAAAUUUGUUUCAGUGAAAUCUUCUGGGAUGGAAGUUAUUUGCAAUUGCUUUUUGUGCUCUUUUUUUUUUUUUUGUGGUUCAUCUAUUUUAUGACGAUCUAUGUAAAAUGGUGAUUUGUACCCAGACAUGUCAGAUCUAUGUUAUGGAUUGAGUUGUGUAUUCUUGUGUGAACAGCUUAAACCUGCAAUUUUUAGGGUUUAAACAGAGCCAGGUUGUUUAUUUAUCAUGUGAAUUUGCUAGAACUAUUUAAUUGAACUUGUGGAAUUUUUCUGCCAUGGCAGUAAUACUUAC
This is a messenger RNA of Rubroshorea leprosula, 4430 nucleotides long. NCBI's taxonomy places the organism in Eukaryota, Viridiplantae, Streptophyta, Magnoliopsida, Malvales, Dipterocarpaceae. The record is from the annotation of a GenBank genome assembly.